Molecule: messenger RNA, 1799 nt
Organism: Pelodiscus sinensis (Chinese soft-shelled turtle)
Lineage: Eukaryota; Metazoa; Chordata; Testudines; Trionychidae
Source: RefSeq, a predicted model, not a curated record
AUGCUGCCGUUACCUGCACCUUUUGUUAAAAGGGUUAUGCUACCUGAUUUUUAAGUGGAAGGGUCAUAGCUCCUCUGACUCCUCUCCCCUAGUUCCAGCAUCCUCUGAGUCCCCAGAUCCUUCACCUGCCCUAGGAGGCAGAGAAUUGGACCAGGAGCUGUUCUCAGGCACCCCAACCACCUAUCCAGAGCAAAUGGAAGGUCAGGAGUCCCCUGCAAGGACCUAAGCUCAUAGGAAGCUCUGGCUUCCAGCCUGGCCAAGAAGCAGAGCUCCCAGGAGGUGGGGAGCAGGGGACAUGGUCAGAGUUGUGGCACUCUUGGGCUUCCCCAAAUUGCCCAGGGACCUUAGGCAUGGGUCUCGUUGGCCCAUACAGUAAUCUGGCCUCUAUUUUGGUGCCACGGCAACAGCCCCUGGUUAUAAAGAACAAAAAAUGGAGCUGCAAAGUGUGUGGUGAGAAGCAGUCGUUGCUAAAGGUCUAUGGGCAAGGCUCUGGAUCUGACUGUAGACGCCAUGUCCAAAAACUAAACUUGCUGCGGGCUGGGACAGAGGUGGCAGCUAAAGGAACAUCUUGGUGUGUAGAAGAACUAGUGCAUGAUGACAAAGAAAACACAACAAUUCCACAGGAAGAAAAUUUGUGCUGGCAGGAACAAGAGCUGGAAUUCAGUCCCUUGGUCAGCCGCUGGAAUAAAUAUCUGGACAAGGACAGUGAAGAUCAGGAGGAGUGUACAGACAAAGAGCAGCUGUAUUCCCCUAAAAGGAACAUUGUGGCAGAACAAAGAAAACGCAAGAGCAGCUUCCACCACAACGAUGCUCAGGAGUGCUUGGAGGAAAAGGAGGUUUAUGGGCUCACUUACCAAGCCAAGAAAGUCAAAACUUUUGAGAACAGGAAGGAUUUUACAGCUGUAGCUGAACGUGACUCUGGCGAUUACGUAUGUAACCAGGUUGUGGUUCCUGCUAUCACACUAGCUCAGUCAUCUGAUGUCAUCGUGUCCAAAUGGGAAAAAUUUAUCCUGUCUCCCAACAGCUAUAAUAAUGGUAACACAAUCCUUGCAACGCAGAAGAGCAGUUGGAAGUUAGAGAGACAGAAUGCCACAGCAGGAAACUUCCUAAUGUCUGAUGGAUAUCCAGAGCAAAAGGAAAAUUCUGUAUCUCUAGGCACAGGUGCCCAAACUGAAAAGAACUUCACCAACAAUAAGCAUACAGCUCAGAAAUGUGCCACAAAGCUACAUAGCACAACACUGGCUGCCAGUGUACAGACUGCCUUUGACAUCAGCCAUGCAUCUACUGGGGAUGUGCUUUCUGGAAAAUAUAAGGACCACCUGAUUAGAGCAGGGUCUCAUGUUGCAGAGAAGAAUGAAGGAAGGCUAUGUUUGGCCUGCACUGUUGUGCCAGCAAACUGUCUAUCCAAGAAUGCUGUGACCUUUGCUUCUAUAGAGCCUUCUGCUGGCAAUAGAGGAGGGCCUCAGAUUCUUGCUGCUCCAAAUAGCAGCUUGUUUUGCACGGAUGAUGAUUUUGAUGAUGAUCUUUGAAAAGUUCCAGGCUCUGCACUUAACUUUCUCUCCCCACCGUUUGAGAGAGAGGCUUUUACUUUUCUAUCCACUACUCAUCCUUCUGUCCCUGAAGUUGAUCAAAGUGACACACAGUAUGGGCUACUGAAUACCAUUAGUGUUUUGCAGUUUGUUAGAACAAUGCACAUUUUCAUGCUCCCCAUUUUGCCAGAUAGAAGGGAUGUGGUAAACUGUUUUUAGCUUGUUAGAGGUGAUAAGCAUAAAUACUCUAUAAAGAAACUGUUUUUCAAA